AUGCCAACGGCACUUGCCAAGAAAGAAAUGAUGAUCGUCGCCACUGAUUACUUUACUAAAUGGAUCGAGGCCGAAGCUCUAUCCUCUACUAAAAAAGCCGAUGUGGAAUGGUUUAUAUGGAGAAACAUUAUAUGCCGGUUUGGCUACCCACAAUUGCUAGUUACCGACAAUGCCUCACAAUUCAUCGACAAGCAGAUCCUCAGAGCAACGGCCAGGCAGAGGCAUUCAAUAAAAUAA
Molecule: messenger RNA, 237 nt
Organism: Prunus armeniaca (apricot)
Lineage: Eukaryota; Viridiplantae; Streptophyta; Magnoliopsida; Rosales; Rosaceae
Source: the annotation of a GenBank genome assembly